GCUUGAAUUGGAUGCUGAAGGGAACAAUGGAGGAAUUGUCGGUGCAACGAAGUUGCAGAGUGAGACCAUCACUGCUGGAGCUAUGCCUGAAGCAAGCUACUACCCAGUUGCCGGAUCUGGCCGGAUCCUUACAGUCGAUACCUUUGGAAUUGGCGGAAGUUUUCUUCCGAUAUUACCUCGCUCGGGGAAGAAAUGUUCGGCUUUUCGAAUUGGAGGCGUUUUGUCGAGCGUUUUGGAACCCGCGCCAUCUCAGCCUGACGGGAGUAGAGGGCUUGAGCUGCAGAGGCUUGACGUAUCUUUCUCAUGCACCUAACCUUGUCAGGCUGGACUUGAGCUGCUGCCCCUGGCUCGAUACGCUGAAUUUUCUUCCAGAAAUUCCUCAUCUCCGCUCUUUAAAAUUGCGAGACUGCACGCAAUUAACCGAAGAUUCGCUCAUUUUUAUUCAGCAGUUGCGGGAAUUGGAAUGCCUUGAUGUGGAAAAUGUAAAUUCUUUCACUGAAAGGCUUGCUUCUCACAUUAUCCAAGGCAUGACGUCCCUCGUUUCUCUAAACUGCAACGGGACCGGUGUAGGGGAUGGCUUUGUCGAUGCCCUAACUUAUGGGUGCCGCUUGGAAUCUUGGAUUACUGCUCAAGCCGCCUCGAAGGCUUCAGGAGCUGGUCGCCAUCACUUUCGGAUCUCUACAAGAGCUCCGAGCAACUUCGACACUACAGCUUACGAUUCACUGCGACAGCAAUGGCCAAGACUGAACAUCAAGUAUUUGCAUAUGCAACGAACUACUGUCACUCAAGCUGCUACUUCGAAUCUGCUUGCCUUGGAAGAUAUCAAGCUCCUGGAUCUCCGGACUAUGAAUGUCUCACGCAGAACUCUUGUUCCACUGCAAGCAAAAUAUGGAUUGAUUACACCCCCGAAUGAUUUCAAGCUGUUAGGACGAUCGAACUCUAUGCUGGUUGCCACGUUGGGAGGUGACUGUUGUUGUGAACUCGACACAGAAGCAGGAGCACAACGGUCAGAGAUUAGAGGAGCAAAUGACUGGUUUGUAGGCUGGGAACACACAGGUUUUACUUUCCUUCUAAGGGAAGCUAGUAGAGUUCAAAACAUGGUCUAUGAUUAUGGAGUAGCACGGGGGGCGUGAUGGAAGCUAAGCAGCUUGACACUGUGGAUAUCAAGUUGGCACUGUACCUUCGGAAUCAUCUUCAUGUACAUAUUGUGGUGCUUUACUGCAUCCCCCUUUUAGGGUUUUUACAUCGCCGUGCUGAAACUUUCUAUCUUGACUGUAAGGGCGCAGAUUGGCAUCAUCGCAGUCACGAAGGACUGACAUCAUACACUCUAGUGUCACAAUGUCAGUAGUAGUUGUAAGGUAAUUUUAGUUGCACUCUGACUGAUCAAAUUGCCUUGUACAUAUAUUUUGGAAAAUAUUUUAUGAAGAUUUGAUUUCUGAUACUGUAUUCCCUCCUCAAACUUCAUCUACCUAAUCUUACUUUUCAUGUGUUUAGAAUGACCAGAUUCUUUUCAGUCGUUUCAUGGCUGAAGUUAUUUCUUACAUUAAGCGCCUUUGCGCCGUCAUGAAACAUUCACUUGGUUUUGACAUAUAUGAAGAAACGUAAAGGAAGAACGCAACCACGCGAAGCGAUACUGUUGUGGCAUCUACCUUCUUUUGAGAUAAGGAUACCACCAUCGAGAAAAAUGUGAAGAAAAAUUUUCGUCAGCCAAAAGAUCCCACCGUCCACAAGUAGGAUGAGUAGAAAUCUUCGUCUGCCAGAAGCCACUGGUUUCAUAAGUGCGGGCUCUGUGUGCAGUCAAAACGUAUGUAGGCUUCUCUCUAGGUUUAUCUAACCUGAAAAGUUGAAGAGAAUGCAAGAUAAUGCAGAGCGAUUGUUUGUAGGUUGGUGUAAACGCACGUCUUU
Marchantia polymorpha subsp. ruderalis is the source of this 1905-nucleotide messenger RNA. Lineage: Eukaryota; Viridiplantae; Streptophyta; Marchantiopsida; Marchantiales; Marchantiaceae. The record is from the annotation of a GenBank genome assembly.